UAUGAGUAUUUUAUUGUAUAUAUCUUAAUAUAAUGUUAUUCCUACCUUUAAGUUUUGUGCAGUGCAGAACAAAUAUGAAAUCUCCAAUUUCUUUGUUUAGUGUUAGAUAUUUUUUUAAUGAAACCAUUUCUCUCAUCUUGUUCUUCGAAACAAGUUAUUCUCUUUCUUGUACUGUAAUAUUUUGUUUAAUAUUGAAGCUUUUUGUGACUUUGGUCACAAAAUAUAAAUUUAAUUCAGCACUAACUGCAGGCCACAUUUUACAUUUUUUACACAUUGAUCUGCGAAUCUUACUGUUUAAAAAUGUUGGAGAUCACACACAUUAUGAUUUAAGAUUUAUUUUGUUAAUGUGAUCUGUACCCAACAAAUAAGAUGCUAUGAAGUAUACUAAGAAUUAAUUAUCAGAAUAAUUUCUCUUGGCAAAUAAUUAUCAUCCAGAUCAUUGGAUAUCUGUAUUAAUGAGUUGGUAUGGUUCUUUGAAUGAUACUUUUAAAUCAGAAAAGUCUUGUGAGAUGUUUAGAAAGUAAAUGUAACAUAAGACAUAGUAUAUAGCACUUCAAAGUAUCUGAAGUCAUUUAUUCAAUACUUUGAAGAAGUGUGAAACCCUGGUAAGAUAUAUCAUUAGAUAUAUGCUGCUGGGUCCUCUAUUAAUAAUUUUUCACGCUGAGUAGAUCUUUUGGUACUUCUCUUUGUUGAAGCAACAAGAGCUUAUGCAACAGCAUUUCUUUGUUCUUUUAUAGUUGAGUUCAACAGGGCUGUAUCAAAAAUAUGCCUGGGCUUCUUGUAGUCCACUUGUGUGCUGCUGUUACAUUCCCAGUUCCUAGUGUGACUCAGCUACAUUGUCACCAAAGCUUAAGGGGUGUUUACACAAUCUCACUUCAGCAUAAUGUGUAAUGAACCUCAAAUGAAUCCUGCUGGCUUGUAGGAUAAGGAUUUCCACUUCAAGUUAUUGUCUCUGAAUGGGGUUGUAAAACGUGCCUAUAUUGCUCAUCCAGGAAGUGUGAAGUUAUAAAAAAACAGGCUAAAUUGCCAUGUUUUAUCUGCUAGCUGCUUCUGCAUUUAUUGCCUUUAUGGACUCAAAGUCCUCCAGGGACUGUGACAAAUCCUGAUUGCAUUUUCUGCUUACAUCUUUUAUUAGUUCAUAAAUGUGGAAAGAAGAAAAACUAUUAGUCACCAGGGAUUUGUCUAGCUGUGUGCAUGGCUACUUAACUGCUUCAACUUUAGUUGUCUUUUCAUUAUUCUGUCUACUUUUGGUCUGAUAUCAUGCACAACCUACGUCUGUAAAUUGACAUUUCCUCAUCUGGGAAAUGUAAAUAUUUCAGUAACUUAGAGUAGUUGCAUAACUGGCUGGAUAGUUGCUGUACAAACUGGAUGUUUUGUGUUCCAUAAUUGGCUUCUUCCUCCAUUUCUCCAACUGAUUCCUUAUUGUAUCUUUUUUUCCACUUUUACUUCUAUCUUGCCUUAUGUGGUUUUGAUUUUUCAGAAGUUAGGAAGAGCUUUAGCUAUUGAAAGAAUUGGUAUUUGCUUCUUUGCAUGUACUGGUAUAAACAGUCCAGAGAAGGAUGUCAGGAGCAGAAGAUGUAUGGAGCUUGUAAGGUUCAUUCUCUGCCAGGUGAAUUUUGUUUUUUUUCUAAUGCUGCAAUGUUUGUGAAUCUUACUGAAGCAUGUGUCUUUAGACUUCCAAAGUACAAAAAUAAGUACUAUGCAGCAUAUAGUCACUUACCAAAGUCAUUUGGAUCAUGUGAGUUUGAAUCAUUUCCUUUGAGGCAUUCUCUAAAUGUUCAUUCCUUAGAGGAAGCUGCAUGUUUGGAAAUGAAAACUAGCCUGAUCAAAACUUGCAUUUGCCAUUUUGUGAUGUUCUGGUUGUUAGAAAUUACCAGUGCUGGUAGGAAAAAAAAGGAAUGCAAUAACACUGUGAACUGUGUUAUUGCAAAUACAUACGGCAUUAACCACAGAAUGCUAGGAAAUAACAGUUUGGAAAUAUGAAUAAUGAGCAUGAGUUACAUGGAGAAAAAUAUCUUUUGUUGCAAUCCAUUUCUGUUUUGGAAAUUGUGAGUCGCUGUGGUUUUAUCUUGUUAGGAAACACUACUGUGGUUGAGCUCAGUUCAGACCUUUAUAUACAGCGUCUCAGAAACAAUGUAUUUUGUUCUUCUCAGCCUUUUUUCCUGCACGGCUUAUGUCAACGCGAUGCAUCUGUUUCAGAAACGUUCUCGUGUAUAACUUGUUCUUUACUAUUGUAUCAAGAACUCAUAGAGACGGGAACUGAGAGAACACAAGCUUCUGUAAAAAUAACGCAUGUUUCACAUCACUGGUUGUUCCGGACGAAUAAAUUGAAUUUCUUUUCAAAAGUCUGCCCACCAAGACGAAAGGCAGCGGCAGCAGCCCCCGCAGACCACGUCGCGUUGCCUCAGUUGAGGCCGGGCCGCUAGGAGGCAGCGUGCCGUGCCGUGCCUUCUCCCCGCCGACCGUUAUUCUCCACGCCCCCGCCCGGCCGUUAUGCCCCCCCUCGCGGGCCGCUGUGAGGAGGCGCCGCGCGGUUUUCUCCUCACAGAAGCGCCGAUGGCGAGAUCUGUGUUAAGGGGAAGAGUCGGGUCCCGGCUCCGUGCGUGUUCCCCAUCUUCCAGAGCAGCUCUGAGAGGGACCCGGCUAAAAGUAAUAUUUGGCGUGGUUAUAUGCCUUUUGCUUUCCUUAUUACUUAUGUGUAUUAUACUGCUUCCAUCAAAAGUUGUUAACACAGAUGAUGGUCCUAGAGCUCUUACAUUGGACGAUUAUUUAAAUGGAAACUUUCAAUAUAAGACAUUUUUUCCUUAUUGGGUGUCAGAUAAUGAAUAUCUUCAUCAGUCUGCAGAAGAUGAUAUUAUUCUUUACAACGUUGAACUGAACUACCUAACUACUAUCAUGACUAAUAGCACAAUGAAACAAGUUAAUGCUUCAAAUUAUGUGUUGUCAUCAGACAAAUACUUCAUGGCUCUGGAGAGCAAUUAUUCAAAGCUGUGGAGAUAUUCUUAUACAGCAUCAUACCACAUUUAUGAUCUCAUUUAUGGUGGUUUUGUAACAGAAAACCAGCUUCCACAUAAAAUUCAGUAUAUAUCCUGGUCACCCGUUGGACACAAAUUGGCAUACGUUUAUCAGAAUAAUAUAUAUUUGAAACAAAGUCCAAGAGAGGCACCAAUUAAACUAACUGGUGAUGGAAAAGAGAAUGAAAUAUUUAAUGGGAUUCCUGAUUGGGUCUAUGAAGAGGAAAUGCUAGCAACAAAAUAUGCAUUGUGGUGGUCUCCGAGUGGAAGAUAUUUAGCAUACGUACAAUUUAAUGAUUCCGACAUACCAGUUAUUGAAUAUUCAUAUUUUGGUGAGGACCAGUAUCCCAGAAAAAUAAUUAUCCCAUACCCAAAGGCUGGUGCUAAAAAUCCUACUGUUAAAGUGUUUAUUGUAGACACUAUUAACGCUGAAGCAUUUGGUCCUAAAGAGAUCCCAGUUCCUGCAGCAAUAGCAUCAAGUGAUCAUUAUUUUACUUGGCUUACUUGGGUAACAGAUAGUCGAGUCUGUGUGCAAUGGCUAAAGAGAAUCCAGAAUUUUUCAGUCUUAGCUAUUUGUGACUUCAGAGAACAUUCAAAUACUUGGGACUGUCCAGAGAAUCAACAGCACAUAGAAGAGAGUCAAACAGGAUGGGCAGGCGGAUUCUUUGUUUCUACACCAUAUUUUACAUCAGACAGCAGUUCAUACUACAAAAUUUUUAGUGACAAAAAUGGUUAUAAGCAUAUUCAUUACAUCAAUGGCUCCGUGGAGAAUGCAAUCCAAAUUACUAGUGGAGAAUGGGAAGCAAUAUACAUUUUCAGAGUAACAAAUGAUGCAAUUUUCUACUCAAGCAAUGAAUUUGAAGGCUAUCCAGGAAGAAGAAAUAUUUACAAACUCAGUAUUGGAAGUAAACCUAUCAGAAAACAGUGUAUUACUUGUAAUUUAAGGAAAGAGAGAUGCCAAUAUUAUACAGCAAGGUUCAGUGAACGUUCUAAGUAUUAUGCCUUGAUCUGUUAUGGUCCUGGGAUUCCUAUUUCCACUCUUUUUGAGAACCAGGGUGAUAGAGAGCUCAGAAUAUUAGAAGACAACUGGGAACUGCAGUCUUCUUUGCAAAAGAUCAAACUGCCAAAAGAAGAAAUUAACAAACUUGAAGUGGAUGGUAUAACUUUGUGGUACAAAAUGCUUCUGCCCCCACAAUUUGAUAGAUCCAAGAAGUACCCACUGCUCAUUCAGGUGUAUGGAGGACCUUGCAGUCAGAAUGUAAAGGACACAUUUAGCAUUAGUUGGAUAACCUAUCUUGCAAGCAAAGAGGGAAUUAUUGUUGCUCUAGUGGAUGGCAGAGGGACAGCAUAUCAAGGUGACAAGAUUUUGCAUGCAGUAUAUCGAAGACUAGGAGUCUACGAAGUUGAGGACCAAAUAUCAGCAGUGAAGAAAUUUAUAGAAAUGGGUUUUAUUGAUGAGAAACGAAUAGCGAUAUGGGGCUGGUCCUAUGGUGGAUACGUAACUUCUCUGGCACUUGGAUCUGGCAGUGGAGUAUUUAAAUGUGGAAUGGCUGUGGCUCCUGUUUCCAGCUGGGAAUAUUACGCAUCUAUCUACACAGAACGAUUUAUGGGUCUUCCUGUAGAGUCCGAUAAUCUUGAGCACUACAAGAAUUCAACUGUGAUGGCAAGAGCAAAGAAUUUCCAAAACGUGGAGUAUCUCCUCAUCCAUGGAACAGCAGAUGAUAACGUACAUUUCCAAAACUCAGCACAAAUUGCAAAAGCUCUGGUUAACGCACAAGUGGAUUUCCAGGCAAUGUGGUAUACUGAUGAGAACCAUGGAAUUCCAGGCCUUUCCAGCAAACAUCUCUACACACAUAUGACCCAUUUCCUCAAACAAUGUUUUUCUUUGUCAGAAUAGAUGGGCUAUUCAGAGCAUGCUAAGGCAUCUGAUACAUCUCUGGGAGAAUGCAAUGAUAACAGUGCCCGGGUUAUGUAGUUUUCAGGUGGAUUGAUAGCAGGAACUCUGAAGUUAAAAACUUGAUGUUUACAUCCAUUUUUUAUAUUGUAUAUUAGCAGAUGUUGUGCUAAUACAUGUUUUGGCACAUUUAACACCUGUUGGAUAGAAAAAAAUAAAAUCAGAAUGUAACACGG
This is a messenger RNA of Cygnus olor (mute swan), 5144 nucleotides long. RefSeq names its product fibroblast activation protein alpha (gene FAP). Gene Ontology annotation, molecular function: dipeptidyl-peptidase activity; serine-type endopeptidase activity. Gene Ontology annotation, biological process: proteolysis. NCBI's taxonomy places the organism in Eukaryota, Metazoa, Chordata, Aves, Anseriformes, Anatidae. The transcript has 26 exons. Bases 2494 to 4911 code for a protein of 805 amino acids. The record is from RefSeq and is a predicted model, not a curated record.